UGAGCGUUGGUGUCUAGAUCUUUUGUUUGUUUGUUUACACUUUGGAGGUUUUUAGGGUUUUGAAGCGUGUUUAGGGACGGGCGGAAUGUAUCAGUUCCACGUCUACGUAUACGAGAUUGUGGAUGAUCCUUCACUGGAUUCAAUAAUCUCAUGGAGCAAAAGCAACAAGAGUUUUGUCAUCUGGAAUCCUACAGAGCUAUUCAAGAAAAGGAUUCUUAAGAAAUUCUUUUGCUGCAACCUGUCACAGUUUAUCACCGAACUUGACAAAUACGGUUUCGUAAGAAUCGAGGGGUCUGACGAACAACUGGAAUUCGGACAUAAGCAGUACUUUGUGAGAGGUAAACCUGAGCUUUUGAACAAGAUGCGUCUCCAAGCUGCGAUGAAUAGGAUGAAGAAAAGUGCCAAGGAAGCCAAAGCUAGAGCUGAAGCAGAGAAGAACGGCGCUGUGAGAGAUAAACCUCGGAUUAUAAUACAUGCCGACGAUUUAAAGAAGAGGUACAGGCAAAUAUUUCGACCAUCAACGAUCGCUGAAACGCCACUAGAGAAUCGCUUCCGACAUCUACGGAUUUGAUCACCUGUUCCAGUUGCUCUUUAGACUUUGCUAAAAUAAUUUGAGUUUUAAUUUCCAGAAAACAAUGGAUGUUUUGUUUAACCUAUAUUUGAUCUUCUAUUUGCUAUUUUGUAUCAAACCUUUGUCGAGUCACUUUGUGUAAUAUUUUAAAUGGUCGCUUUCCUC
Messenger RNA from Raphanus sativus (radish), 736 nucleotides. Its product is annotated as heat stress transcription factor A-4a-like. The record is from RefSeq and is a predicted model, not a curated record. NCBI's taxonomy places the organism in Eukaryota, Viridiplantae, Streptophyta, Magnoliopsida, Brassicales, Brassicaceae. The coding region runs from base 86 to 571 and encodes 161 amino acids. The transcript is spliced from 2 exons. Gene Ontology annotation, biological process: regulation of transcription by RNA polymerase II. Gene Ontology annotation, molecular function: DNA-binding transcription factor activity; RNA polymerase II cis-regulatory region sequence-specific DNA binding. Gene Ontology annotation, cellular component: nucleus.